GGCCAUUUCGUUGAAAACCAAACCAAACGGACAGGCUUCUUCCAUGCUCCACGAUUUGUUUUCAGAGUUGGAUUGCUGAGACGUAGUAAUGGAAGCCGGGGGUGGUAGCCGCGACGUUGGGCUGCAGCAGGGCUUCUGCUGCCGGGAACUUGAGCUUGAAGAAUACCCCGAUAAGUACGUGAUCCGAUCCCUCGAUCCCAACGUUCCGGAUCAAGCCUUCUCCGUCAGCCGCUCGGACGGCGAUAUUAAACUGCUUACUGCUUGUUCAACCUUCUUUGCAGGGGAUGCUAAAUCCGAAAAUCCUACUAAAGUUUCACAGAUUUUUGGCGUUGUUGGAAUUCUAAGAUUGAUAUCAGGAACAUACAUACUGGUUAUUUCUUCCCGGAAAGAAGUUGGAACCUAUCUUGGCUUCCCAGUUUAUUCUGCGAUGACUAUGAAAUUUUUAUCCUGCAGUGAAGCUUGGAGGACUUCUAAGGAGAAAAGAGAUGAGGAUUACUUCAUGUCUUUGUUGAGGAUAGUGGAGUCUACACCUGGUUUAUAUUAUUCUUAUGAAUCAGAUCUAACAUUAAACUUACAGAGAUCAUGCAAGUUGGAUGAAGUGAGAUUUAGCAAACCACUUUGGAAACAGGCUGACCCACGCUAUGUUUGGAAUAAGAACUUGCUCGAAGACCUUAUUGAGCAUAAGCUUGACGCAUUUAUUAUUCCCUUCAUACAAGGCAGCUUUCAGACUACUGAGUUGAUCCUUAAAGAUUCACCUGCCAAGAUUACUUUGAUCUCACGGAGGUGCAACCGUCGUCUUGGGACAAGAAUGUGGAGGAGAGGAGCCAAUCUUGAAGGUGAUACAGCUAACUUUAUUGAAACAGAGCAGUUGUUAGAAUUGGAAGGGUUUAAGUUCUCAUUCUUGCAGGUUCGUGGUUCCAUUCCACUUCUCUGGGAGCAGAUUGUAGACUUGAGCUACAAACCAAGACUUCAGAUAAUUGGGCAUGAAGAAACAGCCAAGGUUGUUGAGCGUCAUUUUAAUGAUCUUAUACAACGAUAUGGAACUAUAAUAGUACUUGAUCUGACAGAUAAGCAUGGAGAUGAGGGACAGCUAAGCUCUGCAUUUGCCUCUGAAAUGGAGAAACUUGCGCAUGUGAGAUACGUGUCUUUCGAUUUCCAUUACCAAUGCGCCAAGGGAAAGUUAGAAAACUUAAAAAUUCUUUAUGAUGAAAUCUCUGAGGACGUCCAAAAACAAGGAUAUUUUCUUAUCAAUGCUGAAGGAGUAAUAUUACAAGAGCAGACUGGGGUUGCUCGGGCAAAUUGCAUUGAUUGCUUGGAUCGGACAAAUGUUACACAGUGUUACUUGGCCAGGAAAUCAUUGAAUUCACAACUGCAGCGAAUGGGGGCUUUUUCUUCCAGUGAUUGCAUAACUUUGUAUGCCGAUAUAGAUGAAGCGUUCAAGAUGUUGUGGGCUGAGCAUGGAGAUGAGAUCAGUUUGGAGUAUACUGGCACUCUUGCCUUGAAGGGAGACUUAGUAAGAUAUGGGAGACAAACUAUAACUGGAUUGAUCAAGGAUGGAAUAACUGCUCUUUCCAGAUAUUACUUGAAUAACUUUCAGGAUGGCCUAAGACAGGACGCACUAGAUCUCAUCAGUGGGCGCUGUGACGGCCCUCCUUCCCAGCUCAAGGAUUCAUUAUCGUAUGUUCCAGUUGCAUCUGCUCUGAUAAUUGGAGGUCUUACCGUGACUUCUUUCUCAUUAAAUCAAGCAGGGCGCCAUCCACAGCAUUUUCUUUCCUCAAUUCUGUUAGCAGGCUUGGCUGCUGGGGUUAUGGCUGCAGUGAAAGCUAAUGGAAGGCAGUUUUGCUCCAGACCUCGCCUUUGUGGCCUUUUCUGAGCUGUUUUAGUUGAUUGAGGAAGAUGAGGUUUCUUAUUUUUUCAACAAUUAUAAGUUGUGGUUUGUUGAUUUAAUACCUAUUUAUAUUGAUUUUUAUCCUUUGAAAAUUUAUAUGUUAAAUUCAUUUAAGAAAUAUUUCAUGA
Molecule: messenger RNA, 2016 nt
Organism: Dendrobium catenatum
Lineage: Eukaryota; Viridiplantae; Streptophyta; Magnoliopsida; Asparagales; Orchidaceae
Product: phosphoinositide phosphatase SAC8
Exons: 20
Coding region: 89-1873 (594 amino acids)
Biological process (GO): phosphatidylinositol dephosphorylation
Cellular component (GO): endoplasmic reticulum
Molecular function (GO): phosphatidylinositol-4-phosphate phosphatase activity
Source: RefSeq, a predicted model, not a curated record